Molecule: messenger RNA, 366 nt
Organism: Cooperia oncophora
Lineage: Eukaryota; Metazoa; Nematoda; Chromadorea; Rhabditida; Trichostrongylidae
Source: the annotation of a GenBank genome assembly
CUGUUUCAGAUCUGUUAUAUCGACAGUUCACUAGGCGACAGUCCAUCGUCAUUAUCGUCCGCCUCACUAGACGACACGAUAGCACCACAUUCGGAACGAGAUCAAGUUCGAAGUUCAGGUCGAAAUCAACUUGGACGAACGUAUAGCCCCGGUCUACCGUUGUCGAUGUGCGAAAGGGAAGAGAUCGUGAAGUUAUUUCAGGCUGGAUGGAAAAUCUGCGACAUAUCAAAGCGUCUUUGUGUCACUCACAGUUGUGUAAGCAAGAUAUUGAACAGAUACCGUCAGACGGGUUCAGUUAGACCGAAAGAUGCCAAAGAAGGUCGAACGGAAUCACCAUUGGUGACUGCGGUCAGAGAUUACCGGUAA